GGCCUGGCAACGCUGCACGUUAACCUAAAAUCGAGUUUUUGGUUGGAACGAAGAAACAGUGACUGUAAACAAACAUUAUGGAAAUUGAAGAAAAACAUAAAAAGGCUUUACAAAUUUUAAACACAAAUGACAGUAUCAGCAAGUACAAUUUAGAACAAUUGGUUGAGACCUGUUGCAAAUCCUUGGCUAAUCAAGAGCCUUCUCAGAAAUUUACCAGUCAUGGAAAUACUUUUGCUUUAAUCCAAUUGCAAACUUCCUUACUAUACAUUUUGACCCAAUUUGUCAGACACAGUGAAACACCUGAAGAUCUUCUCAGCUACUUGACCACGGAUUGUAGUAUUGAACAAGAGAAGGCAAAACUCUUAGAGAAUUAUUAUGGCCUUUGGUACGACCGAAUGAGACUACAGUUCAUAAAUAUUGGAACUCAUUUACCUCAUGUAACGGAUGUGAGAUGGGAAGUCGGCCACCUUGUAAAAUCAAAUUCACUUGACCAGCCUGAUGGGCCACUGUUUAAAUUGUCCUUAAAAAUAGAGAAGUAUGAUGCUGUUUUAGAAGAGCUGAAACAUGAGUUUAUCGAAUUUACAUGCACAAGCCAGGAAUUACAAGAUUUAGUCUAUAAGUUAAAGGAUAUUGUGAGACAUUGCCAGAAGCUAGCUAGUGGACUUUCAUCAAAUUAAAUGUUAUUUAUUAGCUAAUAGACAGUAAAUGUAAAAACCAAAUAUACAGGGUGAUUCAAAA
Dendroctonus ponderosae (mountain pine beetle) is the source of this 738-nucleotide messenger RNA. Its product is annotated as COMM domain-containing protein 3. Gene Ontology annotation, biological process: sodium ion transport. The record is from RefSeq and is a predicted model, not a curated record. The transcript has 3 exons. Bases 78 to 677 code for a protein of 199 amino acids. Lineage: Eukaryota; Metazoa; Arthropoda; Insecta; Coleoptera; Curculionidae.